This is a messenger RNA of Kuraishia capsulata CBS 1993, 990 nucleotides long. RefSeq lists its product as uncharacterized. The coding region runs from base 1 to 990 and encodes 329 amino acids. The transcript has a single exon. Gene Ontology annotation, biological process: attachment of spindle microtubules to kinetochore. The record is from RefSeq and is a predicted model, not a curated record. Gene Ontology annotation, cellular component: DASH complex; mitotic spindle; mitotic spindle pole body. NCBI's taxonomy places the organism in Eukaryota, Fungi, Ascomycota, Pichiomycetes, Pichiales, Pichiaceae.
AUGUCAUUCGGAGGAAGUCGGAUGAGUUCUCGGAAAUCCUUGGCGAUACGCGAUCCUGCCACCCAGGAAAAGGUGGAUCUUCUGAACAGGCUCAACAUCGACACAGUGAUACUGAUGCGUGAAAUCAACCAGGAUCUCGUGGAUAUCAAUAACAUCAUAAGAAAAUCGCUGAUGCCUGUGAUCGAGAAAUAUGGCGAAAAUUGUGAAAGCAUACGGGAUAGUGUUGAAAUCUGGAAACAUUUCUUUGAGGCCAGCGCAAAUGUUGAUCUUGAAGGUUUUGUGGAUGAUGAAUCCCAGCGUAUAUUGGCAGAUUCGAACACGCACGUGUUCGAUGUUGGAAGAAAGAGCCUCGGAGCAUCGACUCCUAAUAGAAUCGAUACCAGUCCGUUGAAAGCGGAAACCACAUUGUCUCCUGUGAAGAGAGCAACUGGUUUGGACAUCACCACCGGAGACCUCUUCAACCUGUCGAAAGAAAUGCACCGGGUUUCUCCAAACAAGGCUUUCAGGGUUCAGAUAACACACGACAGAUCUCUUCGUCAGAUAAAUGAUACAAAUACGCCUGCAAGAGCGCUGAAAAAGAGCAAGAUCCACGAUGAUGACGCAGGUGAUAACGAUUUUGAUGACUCGCCUUCCCUGCACCCACCAGUUCUUGAAUCGGAAAUGCAAUACUCGCCGAUAAGAAAAAAACCAGGCAUUUACAACAAGUUCUCGGAUCCCUUGACUUUGCCUAAUCUCAAAUUCGGAAAUGGUAAUCCUGAUAACUCGGACUCCUACUCUACCUCUCUAACCCAGCAACCCGUGCUCAGCGAGUAUGGAAGACUACAGACUCUACAGAAUAUCACUGACGGUCAUAGCCAGUCAAUCGACCCUAUCGCACCUACUUUGACUGCGAUAAGCAUGAACGCACUGAGCGCAGUACCCGAAGAGACCUCCGAGUUGGCGCCUCCCAAGCUCGCGUUUGAAGAUGAGGAAAAUCCGUUUAAGGAAUAA